UCUGCUGGGUCCCGGUGCCCCGGCCCGGCUCCGGCUGCUGGGAGCGGGCCUGGCAGCGCGGUUUCCUGCCGGGCGCAGAGCGCGGCGCGCCCGCCCCGUGCGCCCAGCUGCGGGGAUGAGAACGAGAAGCAGCGAUGGCCGGGUAGGCGAACGGAGUGCCGACACAGCCGCCGGAUGGAGCCAGCCCAGCGGAGGGAGUGGGACGGCGUGCAGGGGGGCAGCCCGCCCUCGAAGACGGCAGAGGGAGGCGAGGGCCACCCGGGCAGCCACGCCUGGCAGGACCUGGAGGUGACGGGGAUCUGGCCAGCGAGCGCCCGCUACGCCCAGCCCACGCCCAAGUGGGGCGAGGCUCCAGCCCGGGGCAGGCGGCCGGAGGGCCCGGGGGUGUCGCGCGCCCAGCCGGAGCCUCCCAAGCCAGGCCUGAGGGCGACGUGGGGUCCCAAGCUGCACUCGGCCUUGACGGGGUGGCCCCGGGGUGGGGACCCCCCGCGAGCCCCGCCCCCGAAGCCGCGGGGCCCCUACCACAGCCGGCUGGCCGGCCCCGGCUGGCUCCUCCCUCCGGAGGCACCGGGAGCGGGCAUCCCACCGUCGCCCCCUGCGGGCCAACCGGAGGACAACCUGCUGCUGAUCGACGCCCAGGGCGUGCCCUACACGGUGUCCCGGCGGGACUUGGAGGCGGGGCCGGCCCCGGCCCCCCGGCGGGCGCACUGCUGCCCCGUGUGCCGCCGGGCCUUCCUGUACCUCUCGGACCUGGAGCGGCACCGCAUCAGCCACUCGGAGCACAAGCCCCACCUGUGCCGGGCCUGCGGCAAGGCCUUCAAGCGGGCCUCCCACCUCCAGCGGCACCGGCACAUCCACACCGGCGAGCGCCCCUUCCGCUGCGCCGUCUGCCAGAAGGGCUUCCGGGAGUCGGGCGAGCUGCUGCGGCACCAGCGGGUGCACACGGGCGAGAAGCCCUACCAGUGCCCGCUCUGCCGUCUGCGCUUCACCGAGCGCAACACUCUCCGGCGCCACGCCAAGCGCAAACACGCCCGCGAGGCCUGCUACCAGGGCGCCGGGCCGGGCGCCUGGGCCGACGGGGGCGAGGGCCGGCCCGGGUGGGCGGGGGAGGGCAGCCAGGAGGUGGGGAGCCCCUGAGAGCACCGGCGGCCCGGGGGGAUGGAGCGAGGCUGAGGGUCAGGCCCCCUCAGCUGCACUGGGCUCCCUGGGGAUGGGGGCCGUCCGGGAUGGAAUUAAGUUGGGGGUCCCUGGGAGAUGGGGUCACUGGGG
This is a messenger RNA of Mauremys mutica (yellowpond turtle), 1269 nucleotides long. RefSeq names its product zinc finger protein 524-like. Gene Ontology annotation, cellular component: nucleus. The record is from RefSeq and is a predicted model, not a curated record. Bases 175 to 1137 code for a protein of 320 amino acids. The transcript is spliced from 2 exons. NCBI's taxonomy places the organism in Eukaryota, Metazoa, Chordata, Testudines, Geoemydidae.